Messenger RNA from Oncorhynchus masou masou (cherry salmon), 2610 nucleotides. RefSeq names its product skin secretory protein xP2-like. The record is from RefSeq and is a predicted model, not a curated record. Lineage: Eukaryota; Metazoa; Chordata; Actinopteri; Salmoniformes; Salmonidae. The transcript has 4 exons. Bases 314 to 1816 code for a protein of 500 amino acids.
AGAGAGAGAGAGAGAGUAGAGUUGAGGGUCUUCAUUUUAUCCAGACAGUGUCUAACGCGUGGUUAGUGUGCGGAGCACAACAGUCCGUUGUCUUGGGCAUGACGGCGACUAGCCAUGCAUAAACAGACAGGGCAGACAGACAACAGGAAAUAAUGGGCUCCAGCUAUACCUCAUAAACAACCAGCUUGUUGUUCUGUUCAUGUUUUAUCCAGCCAGUCGCUGUCUGAGUUGACCGAGUAUCGACCGUUCGCAUCUAGUCUCAGUCUUCUUUCCAUAUUUUCUCUUCAUCUCUCCUCUCUUUUUCUUCUUCACCAUGGGAUGUUCUUCGUCCAGCACACAGACUGUCGAUGAGGAGAAGAGACCGGGGACAAAACCCGAGGAGUCCAAUGGAGACACAUUUGUUGUCGGGAAUGGUCACAUCUCGGAGGACACGGAGACCAUCGCUGACCAGAUGCAGCUUCCUGUCCAGAGUGCCCUGACUGAUGACUCUGAGGAACCCGUCAUCAUGGCCUCAGAGGCCCUGGAGGCCAUGGGGUCUGGAUGGGAGGAGGACCAGGUCCUGGAGAUGCUGGCUGCAGCCGAGCCAGAGGUUCCCCCUGAAGCCCCUGCUGAGGCUGCAGCCGUAGAUGCAGAGGUCCCUUCAGAGACUGUGGGCUUAGUAGAGGCUGUGGGCUUAGUAGAGGCUGUGGGCUUAGUAGAGGCUGGGGUCCCAGUGGAGGUGGCGGCCCCUGUUGGGGCUGUCGUGGUUGAGGACGCUCCUGUGGCAGAGGCUCCUGCUGAGACAGUGGUGUCUGAGGAGGCCCCUGUUGUUGAAACUGGAGCUGCAGUGGAGGUGGCUACCCUGGUCGAGGCAGCUGCACCUGUAAAAGCUGCUGCCCCAGUCGAGGUGGCUGAAACUGUCCCAGAGGCAGCUCCAGCCCCGACAGCGGAGACCCCAGCUCCAGCUCCGACAGCGGAGACCCCAGCUCCAGCUCCGACAGCGGAGACCCCAGCUCCAGCUCCGACAGCGGAGACCCCAGCUCCAGCCCCGACAGCGGAGACCCCAGCUCCAGCCCCGACAGCGGAGACCCCAGCUCCGACAGCGGAGACCCCAGCUCCAGCCCCGACAGCGGAGACCAAAGAUGCUCCAGCCCCUGUGGCCGCUGUCCCAGAGGGGGCCCCCGCUGUGGAGGCCCCUGCACCCAGUGGCCCCAUAAAUGACCUUGUUGUUGCUGCUGAGCCUGCAGCAGAGCCAAUAACCACCCCUGUAGCUGUGGAGGCCCCUGUAGCAGCCGUUGCCAAUGAGCCUGUGGAGGCCCCAGGACCGGUGGAGGCCCCAGGACCGGUGGAGGCCCCAGGACCGGUGGAGGCCCCAGGACCGGUGGAGGCCCCAGGACCGGUGGAGGCCCCAGGACCGGUGGAGGCCCCAGGACCAGUGGAGGCCCCAGGUGAGGUGACAGCUCCAGCCCCAGAGCCUGCAGUAGGGACUCCUACCCCUGCUCCCGAAGCCGCCCCUGAGCUAACACCAGCCGCCCUUGCUCCUGCUCCCUCAGACGCCCCUACCCCAGAGCUAACACCAGCCACCCCUGCUCCUGUGGCCCCGCCUACUCCUGCCCCAGAGCUAACACCAGCCUCCCCUGCUCCUGUGGCCCCGCCUACUCCUGCCCCAGGGCUAACACCAGCCACCCCUGCUCCUGUGGCCCCGCCUACUCCUGCUAUCUCAAUCCCAGAGAUUGAUGGUGUUCCGGUGGUUGUGUUGGAGGUGGCACAGGAAGCAGCGGCCUUGGUGUUGGCUGGAGUGGCACAGGAAGCGGAGAAAGACAAGAAACAGAACUAAGAAGAGAGGUCAAACUGAGGAGGCCGCUGUGGCCUGGGAAACACAACCUUCUUGGAUAAAACCUCCGUUUUUACAUUCAGAGACGAUUUGUAGAUAAGAUGCACAACCCAAAGACCAGGAAGUUAAAACACACACACACUCAUCUGCCACAACGAUGACAGACCAGGAAGUUAAAACACACACACACUCAUCUGCCACAACGAUGACAGACCAGGAAGUUAAAACACACACACACUCAUCUGCCACAACGAUGACAGACCAGGAAGUUAAAACACACACACACUCAUCUGCCACAACGAUGACAGACCAGGAAGUUAAAACACACACACACUCAUCUGCCACAACGAUGACAUACCAGGAAGUUAAAACACACACUCAUCUGCCACAACGAUGACAGACCAGCUCAGUACAUAUUCCUGUCAGGGUGUGUCCCAAAUGGCACCUAAUUCCCUGAUGAGGGGAUAGGGUGUAAUUUCAGAGUCUUGUCACCAAAGUGCCUUCCCAUCCUGGAAACAUGAAUGGGUCACUUUUCUUCUUCUAUUGGCAAUAACAUUGUUAAAGAGAACUACCAUGUAACCUGGAGACACCUGGGCUUCCAACCAUGUAACCUGGAGACACCUGGGCUUCCAACCAUGUUACCUGGAGACACCUGGGCUUCCAACCAUGUAACCUGGAGACACCUGGGCUUCCAACCAUGUUACCUGGAGACACCUGGGCUUCCAACCAUGUUACCUGGAGACACCUGGGCUUCCUACCAUGUAACCUGGAGACACCUGGGCUUCCAACCAUGUAAC